Messenger RNA from Tigriopus californicus, 2443 nucleotides. Its product is annotated as U3 small nucleolar RNA-associated protein 25 homolog. Gene Ontology annotation, molecular function: U3 snoRNA binding; rRNA binding. Gene Ontology annotation, cellular component: nucleolus; small-subunit processome. The transcript has a single exon. Bases 60 to 2381 code for a protein of 773 amino acids. The record is from RefSeq and is a predicted model, not a curated record. NCBI's taxonomy places the organism in Eukaryota, Metazoa, Arthropoda, Copepoda, Harpacticoida, Harpacticidae. Gene Ontology annotation, biological process: maturation of SSU-rRNA from tricistronic rRNA transcript (SSU-rRNA, 5.8S rRNA, LSU-rRNA).
UACCAGGCCUCAAUCCAAGCUCUCAAACUAUCCAGCGAUCCCGCUCAAAGUGAGACAAAAUGCGUGGUCGGGGACGCGGAAUGAAGCGAGCUCGACCGGGACGGGCGGGUGGGCGCGGUGGCGGUGGCACGCCUGGGUCCAAGCCCAAACGCUCUAAGCAGUUUUGGGCCCAACGAAAAACGGCCCAAAUCACGGCCAUUCCGGGUCAAUCGGAUGCGGAAAAUGAGUCUUCCUCCUCCGAUGAGGAAACCCCACGCCCCGACGAGUCCGAAACGCAAUACCACCAACUCAUGGCGCUCUUCCAGGCUCCCGACCCUCAGACCAGUUCCUCCGAAGCCGAUUCAGAGGGUGAUGAUAAUGAUAACGAAGCCGAUGACGAUGAUGACGAUCUGGACGAUGUGGAGGAAGGAAAACUGGAGGCCGUUAUGGACGGACAAAAUUCUAAUGAAGACCCGGUAGAGAACGAAAACGAGGAGGACGAGGACGAGACCGAUGAGGCUGGUAGGCCAGAGGCCGAGCCAACUCAGACGAAUCAAUCGGAACCAGAACUGGAUGAUGAUGAAGCCAUUGGCACGCCUCAAGAUCCUUUCGUAGCUCGCAUAGAACGGGAAAUUCCCACAUCCUUAACCCAAGUGAUCAAAACCAAGCGCUACCAGACCCAAUCCCAGUACUUUAAACAUCUCGGUCGAUUGGCUGUCCAACCACCCCAAUGGACGCCCCAGACCUCCCCGCACAACCAAUCCCCUGGCCUUUUAAGCGCCGAAGACGACCCUUCCCAUGAGGCCCUCCUUCAGGCCCAAAAUCGUUUAGUGCAAGCGGCGGCCCGCCAGCCUCAGGAUCGGAGUCUGAAAGGCCUGUGCGUCAAACCCCAAUUGAAGCGAAACGUGGCUAGUGCCAAUCCCGUGCGGUCCGAUCCGGAGUCCCAAUAUGACUUGUCUCCGUGGCAAUCCGAACUGUUCCAUUUGUUCAAUUCAUACCGGGAUGUGUCUUACGGAGAGCGGACUUUGGCUCAAGGCCCGAGUUUGCGUUUCGCUUACACUCUGCACGCUUUGAAUCACUUGCUCAAAGCGCGAGCCCAGAUCUUGACCAAUAACGCUAUCUUGGCCAAAGACGACCAAGCUGCCACCCAAUCUGGCGAUGGAUUCCGCGACCAAGGCUUGUGUCGGCCCCGUGUCCUCAUUGUGGUCCCCUUCCGAGAUUCCGCCCUUCAAAUUGUCAAGCUCAUGGGCCAAUUGCUUUUUGGCUCCGAUCAUGGUGGGAAAAUUGGGAACCGAACUCGAUUCGAACAGGAAUUCGAUGCCGAAAGUCCGACCAGGCGGAAUAAGCCCGAUGAUUUUUACGACACAUUCACCGGAAAUGUGGACGAUGAGUUCAAGAUCGGCAUUGCCGUUACCAAAAAAUCGCUCAAGUUAUACACUGAUUUUUAUGCCUCGGACAUCAUUAUCGCUUCGCCGCUGGGAUUGCGCAUGGUCAUUGGAGGCUUAGGUGAUGAGAAAAUGGACUACGAUUUCUUGAACUCCAUUGAGCUGCUCAUCAUGGACCAGAUUGAUGUGUUUGCCAUGCAAAAUUGGGAACACGUCAUUCAUUUUUUGGAGCAUAUGCAUCGGCAACCUCAAAAGUCGCGUGACGUAGAUUUCUCGCGGAUCCGAAUGUGGUCGCUCAAUAAGUUGGCCCCCUUCUAUCGCCAAACGUUACUGUUCAGUCAAGUGUUGAUGCCCGAGAUGAAUACGAUUUUGAACAAGUAUUGCAUGAAUUACGCGGGGCGUGUGAAAGUGAGCAAUCCCAUUGUAGGCGGGUCUAUUCGUCAAGUGGUUGUCAGCGUCCCGAUGGUGUUCCAUCGGUUUGAGUCGUCCUCGCCGGUUGAGGCCGUUGAAGAUCGAUUCAAUUACUUCACCAACAAAGUUUUACCCGAGUACAAGAAGGAUCUGAUGUAUCAUACGGCCAUCGUGGUUCCAUCUUAUUUCGAUUACGUGAAAGUCCGGAAUUGGUUCAAGAAAUCUGAUCUCGACUUCCUGGAGAUCUGCGAGUACACCAAGGACGGGAAAGUGGCCAAGGCUCGUGAUCUGUUCUUUCAUAGUGACACGCAUUUCUUGUUGUACACAGAGCGAGUUCACUUUUUCAAACGACUCGUUCUUAAAGGGAUUCGACAUCUGGUGUUUUUCCAACUCCCACAAUACCCGCAUUUCUUCACCGAACUCGCAAACUACAUGCAGACCGUAUACCAGAAUAAGAAAGGCGGUUCGGAUGGUAACAUGAGCUGCGCCAUUGUCUACAACAAGUACGAUGCCCAACGGUUGGCGGGCGUGGUUGGAACGGAAAGGGCGGGUCACAUGAUGGGAGCCGAGAAGAAUGUUCACAUGUUCAUCGCAGGAUCAAAUUGAAACGGCUAAAGAAAAUGUACCAACUACAACGUGAUCAAUAGAAGUAUGUCAAUUAGUUUUUA